Molecule: messenger RNA, 968 nt
Organism: Ilex paraguariensis (yerba mate)
Lineage: Eukaryota; Viridiplantae; Streptophyta; Magnoliopsida; Aquifoliales; Aquifoliaceae
Source: the annotation of a GenBank genome assembly
ACGAAUUAUCGGGACAUCUAAAUUUACAGUUCGUUCUUGGCAGUACUUCAAUCUUUUAGAGAGUAUAAUAGAGCACUAAGCUCGAAUAAUCUCUGCUGAAGCUUUUAUUGUAUCUCAAUAUAUGCUAAGGUGAAAUUCCAAUUACUGUCUCUGUUUCGGUAUCGGAGUAUUUUCCAAUGAAAAUGACAUGAUACGGUAAUCUAGCUUCGGAAUUUCUGUGUUCUGUGACAUUGACUCAUGCUAAAGCUAGAGAUGUAGCUGGAAUCACAGCAACAUCAUUUCUAAUGAAACCAUGAGAUUUCUCCUCUAGUUGUGACCGAACCCGAUUUUUAAUGAUAUGUGAUGGGGUACUAGCAGGAAGUGUUGAGGAGGCUUGGUUUGAUCCUGCUGAAUCUGAUUUCAGUGAUGAAGAUUUCCAAAGCGUUCCUGACGCGGAUGUACUAUCCCUGAAUGGUUUUGAAGGUUCAUCCACAUCCAGUGUUGCUCCAGUCAACAUCCAACGCCCCUCGUCCCCUGAGAAACUACAGAGACGAGGGAAUUCGUGCACAUGCGAUUCUGCACUCGAAUCAGAUGGACAUCUGAAUGAAGCAGAGCCUGUUUACCUUGAUGAAAUUUCCUCAUCUCCAGGUGAAAGUGCUGGUAGGGAGGAUGGUUUAUUAGAUAAUUGUGGAAUUAUUCCAAACAACUGUUUGCCCUGUCUUGCCAAUACUGUUCCAACAGUUGAGAAGAGAAGAUCUCUAAGCUCUAGUCCACCACCAAGUGCAAGGAAAAAAGCUGCCUCAAAACUUUCUUUUAAAUGGAGGGAAGGACAUCCAAAUGCUGCUUUACUUUCUUCAAAGAUGCUUCUGCAAAGACCAAUAGCUGGUUCUCAAGUACCUUUUUGCCCGGUCGAGAAGAAAAUGCUUGAUUCUUGGUCACACAUUGAGCCAAGUACUUUCAAAGUUCGGGCUGAGAAUUAUUUUAGGUAA